Vombatus ursinus (common wombat) is the source of this 9185-nucleotide messenger RNA. RefSeq names its product KIAA0513 ortholog. The transcript is spliced from 13 exons. The record is from RefSeq and is a predicted model, not a curated record. The coding region runs from base 952 to 2187 and encodes 411 amino acids. Lineage: Eukaryota; Metazoa; Chordata; Mammalia; Diprotodontia; Vombatidae.
CAAAUAUGCAAAGUAUCAUUUCUAGGUGAUGAGUAUACAAAUACAAAAAUAAAAUUCUGCCAUUAAAUUCUACUGGGGGUGAGAGAGACAGCGUGGACAGAUAAGUAAAUAUAAAGUAUAUACCAAGUAAAUACAAAGCAGUUUGAGGGAGAAGGGUACUAAAAAACUAAGCUUAAGUCUGGGUUCAAUAUUGGGUAGCUGACUUAAGAAGGCCGUUUUCUCUUUUUGAUGUGUUUGCUCUGGGAAAGUCUCCAAAUAAGCUUAGAUAUUGCUUGGGUCUAAAUGAUGGGUAACAAAGGUUCCCCGCUCCAAUAUAAGCGCUCAAGGUAACAAACACUUUUCAGGUAGAGGAUAGCCUUUCAUUUCAGCCCGUAUAAAUCGCAGAAAGUACAAGGGAUUCACAAAAGCCCAUAAGCUGAUAUAAAAAAAAUAAUAAGAUACUCCUAGUAGCCCAUAAACUUCUGGGCAAUAUGCUGAUAUUCUAGUGAAUCAUUAGUUCUCCUACAAGGUCUUCCACAGUCCUCUGAAAGAUUUAUGGUUGUCUUAUUGUGGAUUAGAAUUUUCCUUAUAAGGCAAAUGCCCUUUAGUGCUGUGAAACAAGUAAUGCCCUUCCUAUUAGAUAUAUGUUGUCCAAAUAACUCACUGUCCUAUUAGGGGGAGUGAGAGGGUGAGGAGGAGCAAGGCCUCAAUCUCUUGUAGCCCAUGUCCUCUCUUCUGCCCUGUGUUACGUGACUUUAACUCUUAACUGUACCUUCAGCUUUAGGGACUAUAUGGGAAAUCCUCUUCUUUUUCCAAGAAUCCAGAUGCCUUAGGACAAUCUGAAGAUGCCCUCUGGGUCCUUUGCUUUGUAGUCAGCAUAUCCCUGGUGAUUCUGGUACCCUCAACUGCCUCAUUGAGGGUCCCCUCCCCCUGACAAGUCAUCCAUUGUCCUCUAAGCAUCCUGCCUGCAUCAUGGAAGCCCCCGAUGCUGCUGUGGCAUCUCUGAUUGACUUUGACAGCGAGCCCUCCACGCUGGUUGCCUCUGAGUCACCCCCUUCAAAACCCCGCGAUGGAAGCGGCUCCCUUGGUGACGGGGCAUCAGAGAGUGACACCACAGAGUCGGCGGAUAGCGAGAAUGAUAUGGCGGAGUCCCCAACUCACCCGACCUGGGACCAUUAUCACCGCUCUUCAUCCAAUGAGUCCUUCUCUUCCAACCAGAGUACAGAGUCAGCCAAGGAUGAGGAGGCUGUGGGGCUCCGGGAAUUUAUGCGGAACUAUGUUGAAAAGAUCUUCUCUGGAGGAGAAGACUUGGAUCAAGAAGAGAAAGCCAAAUUUGGAGAAUUCUGCAGCAGUGAAAAUGGGAAAGGUCGAGAGUGGUUUGCCCGCUACGUGAGUGCCCAGCGCUGCAAUUCUAAGUGUGUCUCAGAACCGACUUUCUACCGUCUGGUGCAGUCCUUCGCGGUGGUGCUGUUUGAGUGUCACCAGAUGGAUGAUUUUGGACCAGCGAAGAAUCUCAUGACCAUGUGUUUCACAUACUACCACAUUGGAAAACCUCACAUGCUACCCCUGGAGUCCAAGGAGAAACCUGCAGGCAGCAUUGACUCCUACCUGAAGUCCGCUAAUAGCUGGCUGGCGGAAAAGAAGGACAUCGCAGAGCGUCUGCUGAAGAACACGUCCGCAAAAACGGAAAACGUGAAAGGCUUCUUUGGAGGCUUGGAAACCAAGCUGAAGGGACCACUGACCAAGAAAAAUGAGGAAGAUGAAGAUAAACCGAAGGAAAAGCAGCAGAAGACUGUGACGAUGUACAGCCCAGAUGAAGAGAAGAAAGGGGAGAAGAUCUAUCUGUACACUCACCUGAAGCAGCAGCCUAUCUGGCACACCCUGAGAUUCUGGAAUGCAGCUUUUUUUGAUGCUGUCCACUGUGAGAGAAGGAAGAGAUCACCUACUACCAGAGGGAAUGCUGGAGAGGAAGAGGAAAAGAGGGAGAAGUGGUGCCACAUGACUCAGGAGGAGCGUGAUGACAGCCUCCGAUUCAACGAGAACAUCACCUUCGGGCAGCUUGGCACAUUUACUCACAACAUGUUGGCUUUUGGGCUGAACAAGAAGCUGUGCAAUGACUUUCUGAAGAAGCAGGCAGUGAUUGGCAAUCUGGAUGAAGAGCAGUACAAGCUACUGAGUGACCACAUUGAGCAAAUGGCUUUUGAGUAGCUGUGACGAGGGUGGAAUCUGCAGCAUCCCCCGAGGGAGGAGGACGGGUGGAAGUUUCCUCCCCAGAACAUCCAGAAACAACAACCAGCUCCCAGCACCAUUGCGAUUAACCUGCAUGACUGUCCGCCAUCCUUAGAACCCUGAUAUGUCAGUAGACCUAGGAGUGAAGAAAAACUCCUGUCCUUUCCCCUUGCCUCGUCCUCCCUUGGGUGUGUUCCAUAGCCAUGCACCAGAGACACUCCUCAGUUUCUAUGGCGAAAGCAGAAUUGAUGAGCUAUCCGUACAGACCCGAACAUCCCCCUGUAAGAGGUAAAGACAAAAGAAGAUGAAAGGAGGACUGUUUGCACAGGCAGUCCUGAAGGCCUCUUGCUAGUUGUUGGCUAUGAGACUUUGGGAAGGGUCAUCGGACCAGUACAGCUGAAUGCUGGGAACUGGGGGGCGGGGGAGUGGGUUUGGCAGGAAUGUAAUGCAUGCAUGACCAUGUAGCCAUAGGACUGUAGAAUGUUGUAGAAAGGGCCUUCCAACGUAGAUUAGUAGAACUGGAAGGGCCCUUUGAGAUCAUCUAACCCAAUCCCACAUUUUUCAGAUAAGGAAACUUGUCCCAGAGAAAGGAAGCGACUUGUUAUAUGAGAAGUUAAUGCAGGCCUAGGAAUCUGAGGAGUUAAGUCCUGGUCUCUUGAUCUGUUAGUUAUACCUCAGUGUCUCUUUCUGUACAGAUAAAUCUAUAGUCUAUAGGUUUGGGGUAUUGCAGCUCUGAUUCCCACUAACAUGAAAGAUAAGUCAGGGUUGGAGACCUGGCACCCUUUUCCUCAGGGCCAGAGAUGUUGGUUCUUUCAUGACCAGAUAGAUGACAUCCUAUUCCAUGUUCCUCCUCUUUGCUUGUUCCCUCUUCUUCCCUUUGAUAAGGAUGGGGAGGUCAUAAGAAGAAAGGACAAUCUUCUAUUUUGCUGAAACAAGGGCAGAAAAUUUUCCUUCCUGAUUACAUUAAGAAAUUGGACCUGGGGCUAGCAUUAGAAGAGAAUUACAGUUAGAUGUGUGAAUGAGGCAGUGCUCUGGAGAUGCAGCAGGAUUUGUGCGGACUUAUUUGAGAUGAAUCCUAUCAACAUAGAUGGGUCUGUGCCAGACUGCCUUGGAAGCUCUCAGGGUCAGCUGCUCCCUUUUCUUUUGUACAUGACAUAUUGAGGGCAGCUUGUGGCUGCCUGCUUCGAAGGAGAUGCAAAAGAGGAGGUCUGGUCUUCUGUUAUCUGGAGCCUGCUGCCCUUCCUGAAACCAAACAUCGAUGCAAUUUUCCUUUUUGGGCACAACCACCUUUCCCCACUCCCCCUCAAAAAAAUAUAUAAUAUCAUAUAUUGAUAUAUAACACAAACUGUUCAGUAUUAAAUUGAUCUCAGCGUGAGAUGGUUAAGGGACAAGCAGCUUAUGGUGGAGCUUGGGGAAGGAGACCCCCUAAGAGGACCCUGUGGAGCAAAGCUUUGUAUCUGAGCCAGUGUGUAUAUGGAAUAGAUUCAUAAGUUGUGACCCUGAUUGCUGUGGUUUUUUUUAAUGUUUUCUUACAGUAUUCCAGUUAUUACUUACAAAAUUCAGCCUAUGGGGAAAGUCAAGAGCUGAUUUUAUAAGUAAGUGCUCUCAUUGGCACAUAAAUGAAGCCAGAACUAAGUGUGUUUACCCAUAUCACAGAGCCUCAGGCUCACCAGAGCUAGGAGAGGAGAGGAAGAGAGUAUUAAUGGGGAUCUCUGCUUUCCUGGCAGCUCAUCUGUCCUGCUUAUCACCUCAAGCAGCUUGAGUCUUAUCAUUUCCUUCAAUUCUCUGCAAAUGCCAGCUAGUCCCAUAUUUAUUCCUUGGAACCUAUGGCUUCCGGCUUCCAGCUUCUCAUUGGUUUCCACCAGAAACACCAGAUCAGACUAAGGUGCACAAUGUAUUAUUAUUUUUAAAGUCAUUUAGCUGGUCAUAUCUAAGGUGUAAGUUCCCCCAAAACCUAUUCUGUGUUUCCUAGUAUAAAUAUUUCUAGUCAGAACCAACUUUUGUCUUUUCGUGGUUACAGAGCUAGUUAUCCUCAAUCAUCCUGUCUCCUUCCCUUCAGAGAGGGUUCUUUGUAGAAAUUAAGAAAAAAUAAUUUUGUCUGGGCUCUUUUCUCCUUUCUCCUCCUUUUCCAGCUUACCCUCCCUGACCUAUUAUCACUUCCUUUUGCAACUUCCAGUGAUAUACACCCCCUUCCCCCAGCCACUUCAACCCCUAGUUACCUGCCUGUGAAUGCAGUGGAUAAAUGACUGAUUGACACUUUUCAGCUCAUAUUAUCUAAAAAUGAUCAUCAUCCUUGGCCUGGUGAGCCCAAAACAAAUAGCACAGAGUGAAUGAGCAAUAAAUAGGAUGUAUCUCUUGGACAUUGGGUGACCCUAAGAAAGGGGCUUACACAAAACAUGCCUGAUCUGAAUGUAUUAUUUGUAUGAUUGGUCACCUCCAGGAACUAGAUGAUGGGGAUUUGUGUUUUCUUUUCAAUGAUGUCACCAUUUAAAAAGCCAUGUGUGAUACUGUUGAGCCAGUCUCAUUGUUGGGGCUGCCAUGAAGGGUACUUGUGCCUAUGAUUUGGCCUAGACAGAGUACCAAGUCCACCACAGAGUUCCACCAAUGGUAGGGAAUCCCCCAACAAAUCACCAGGUCCCUGCACUCCCCCACAUCUUUUUUGAAACUUCUUUCUUAAUGGUGUUAACUCUCACCUAUGCUCUAUGCACAAUAUCCCCACCUAUAAAAUGGAAGUAGGGAAAAUAGUCCCCAAGAUCCCUUCUUUAAGAUUCUCUGAGUCUUGAUCUGUUUUCCUUAGAAGAAUUGCUAGUUAUAGAAGGAUCAUCGGACCAGUACAGCUGAAUGCUGGGAACUGGGGGGCGGGGGAGUGGGCUUGUUGGGAGUGUAAUGCAUGCAUGCCCAUGUAGCCAUAGGAUCGUAGCAUGUUGUAUAGCAAUACCUUGGCUUUCUGAGGGUCUUUGCUCUGAAAUGCUCCCCCAACGAGCACUUUGUGUCCAUAAGCACAUUUUAAGGCAGGUCUUAGCUUCUCCUAUUAGACUUCUCUCCUAAGGCUCCUUCAAGGGAGCCUGCCAUCAAGAGGUUGGGGGCACUAGGGAAGGUUAUUUUUUUGGAAAGGAAUGGAUUUUGGACACCUCUUCCUGCUUUCCUUUGCAUUUCACGAUGACUUCCAUCAUUUAUUGUUUUUCAAUAAAGCCUUCCAAGUUCCUUUACCUUAGUAUGUUUCCAGGCACAUCUUUCAAAAUUGAUUUAAGGUAGAGGAAAAAGAGAAGGCUUGCUCUUGGCUGCUACUUCUGUCAGAUCCUUAUAAGAUAUAAAUCAGAUUCCAAGAAGCUACAGUGGAACAAAGCGUAGGGUGGGAAAGAUUCAUUACCUGAUUGAGCCCAUGCUUCUGGAUAGUGCCAAAGGACAGGUGGGAUUUGUACAGGAUUUGAACUGGGUCUUCCUAAAGUCCCUCGAAAGCCCAUUCUAGCUCAAACUGUAUAAUCCUCUGCUGGCUGCUUGCAUGAGCUAGGCUGUACUGACUGCUGGGAAUCAGGCUUUCCUUGAGCAUGGCUAUUUAUUACUCUGCUGCUGUUCUAUACAAUAGUCUGAGAGUAGCACAGAAUUUGCUGAACUGCAGUGUCCUACCUAGCAUCCCUCUGUCUCCUGUAAUGUCACCCAGGAAUCUGUGAUUCUGCCUCUCCCUCAUUCAUCCUUAGGCAAAACACAAACCAAGAUGAUCCAAAGAGUUGCCCUUUCUUGGAAUAUACAAGGGUGCACAGAUUUCAAAUACAUUAUUUUGCAGAGAAGCAGACUGCAUCUAUGUUUUAGGAUGAGUGGAAGUGAUAACACAUUGUUGCAAAACUCAGGGACAUUUGGUUCAGUGUGAGAAGCAUCCGAUAGUACUUGAGAUGAAGUCCUUUCUGAGGGCAAGAAAGAAUAGCCUUCAGAGCUCAGGCUUUGCCCCUUUCUGCCCAGAAACCUCAGUACAGACACUAGCAGUACAAGAUUUUUAAUGUCUGACCUCGGGGUCCGUCUUUGUUCCAGCCAAUAUAGUCAACUCUUCCAGAAAGCACAACCUUAUCCAAUCUAUACAUGACAUACUUAUUCAAAAGAGGUUUUUAAAAAUAUGUAUGUUGUAGGAUGUAUCUGUAUUGUACUUACAUUGUAGGAUAAGUGUGUUGUGUGGUUGGUUGCCAAAGUGGCAUUUACCCCUAUACGUUUCUUUCAGACUUGUUUUACUGAUCAGAUGAAUGGCUUGAUCAUCUUACCAGGGAGUCAAACCCUCAUGAUGUCUUAAGCUCAAUCCAUGGCUGAUAAUGCUAAAGUGGCUAGUAGCAGGGUUUUUCUUUUUUAAAAGGAAAGGAGAUGGCUUGAGUUAAGAAAGACGUUUGGGGCUUGGGGGAAGGUAGGACUAUUUCUGCAUUCUGUGUUGACAUUGCUAAGCUUGGAAACAGUAUGCAGGCCUUUGAACCAGCUUACUCAUUUAGGUGGGUGUGUUCCAGGUCAUGAAAAACCAGAGGUUGACUGCCUUCUCUGGUUCUUAGUCAAUCAACAAACAUUUAUUUAAGGCUUACAGUGUGCCUAGAAAUGUGUUAGGUGUCAGGAAUUUUAAAAAAAAUGCGAAAACAUGGUCCCUGCCUUCAGAAAGCUUACACUGCACUUCCUCAAAUUGAAAUUCCAUAGAAGGACUUAGUCUCACAUGCCCUAGGCCCUUGGAUUGAAGGGAUCUGUUUUCAGGAUUUUUACAAGGCCAGAGCCUUGUACUGUUACUGGCUUUGAUAAUCCAUCGAUCCCAUGCUUGAUUCAGAGAAAGAACUAAGUGUGUGUAGUUGUUCAGUAUUCCAGAACAAAACUAGUCAUAAAAGGCCAGGAAGAGUAUUUUUCAAAAUCUGUAAAAAUGAGGAUAAUGCCUGCGCUGUCUCACAGGAUUGUUGUGAGGGUCAAAUAGGAGAACAGAUAUGAAAGAGCUCGGUGAACCAGAAAAACAGUAGAAGCACAGUACUUUAGUCUAGGUUUUGCAUUGGCCAUUUUUAAUUUCCUUUUAAUUUCCCCAUGCUUCUUUGUAAGAUUCAGUCAGCUCACACCAAUCACUCUUCUAUAUUUGUCUUACUUCCAACCUAAAUGAUUGUCUUGGAAAAAUCCCUUCUUCCCAGCUCAGUUCCAUGGAGCCUAGUUUGGGGUGAAGGGGCAUUUUGGAGGCUGCAGAUGCCUCUGAUUGUAUACUAACUCAUUUUCCAGGUUCAAAUUUCCCUGAGUCCCAAGGCUGACUUUGACUUCCAGCAAUACGAAUAAUAAAUCAGAGCCUACCCUCUGCUACCUGGAGUGACUGGGAUUCGAGUGUGCUUGUUAAUUAAAUACAUACUCAGGUUCAUGGAAAGUCACCUAUGGAUGACUGAUUUUCAGAGUAUGAGAAUAAGAAGUCACUAAAACCACAUUGAAUGCUAUUGAAUUUUUGACUUGAGAUCUGGGGUCAUUCAGUGCUGUUAUUUUGAGUCCCAUUGUGGACAGGUGAAAAUAUAAUGUAAUAUGGGUUAAUAGAAUGCCAGCACAGCCUGUCUUCUCCCUGAUCAAGCAUUGACAACUUGCCCAAAGCCACACAGUUAUAUCACCUACCAAGUCAAGAUAGCACUGUCUAAAGAAGUAUUUGUGAUUUCCUGGACAUUCAUGCAAUGCAAGAGUAUAAAAUGUCAUGAAAUAGGUGAAUUGUUGAGCAGUUCUGGUUUUCCCCUUUAUUUAUGACUUGAUGAAACAAUGCCGGACACCGUCUCCCGCCCAGCCUUAAUAGAUGUCUAAUCACAUCUCUGCCUAAUCAAGGAAGAAGUCGCUAACUCCCUUGCAUAUCCCACUUCCUCUGACCUUUGAUUGCAGUUUGAAUUAUCUCUAUGACAACUUCUAAGUGCUGUUUCGCAAAGUUAACAGGAACCCGGUAUGAAUAUCUUAACACAGUAAUGAGAAGAAAAUAUUCUGCCUGUCCCAGAUAGAAGAAUGUACAAUGGUAAUACAACUGAACUGGUCUCCUCUGAAGGCAAGAGAGAUCUAUUGAAUCAGGUUGGCUGUUGGGGAGGGACCAGUUCAAAGGACCUGGGCUUGGAUGUAGGCUCUACUGUUUCCUAGCUGUCUCCCGUCCCAUCUCUGACGCUCACUAUCCGUCUGACCUUGACCCAGUGAUUUCUCUCUCUCUGGGCAUCUGUUUCUUCCACAAAAUGAAGGGGUUGGACUGGAUCAGGGCUUCUUAACCUUAGGCAUCUGGUGAAGCCUAUGGACCCCAUUUUGGAGUAAUGUUCUUUAAAUGCACAAAAUGAAAUAUAGAAGGCUGCAAAGGAAACAGAUAUAUUUCAGUAUAACAUGUAAAGAACACACAGUGAGCUCUAGGAAUCCCUUAAAUGAGUUCUAAGGUCUCUUCCAUCUUCUGAGAUGAAUAAAAGAUGAAAAGGAAUACUGCCUGGCAUUCAUUUUACCAGAUCCCUUAUGCAAUGAGAGUAAUUGAAAGGUUUUGAAAUGCUAGCAGCGGGAGCUGUUUUUCAUGUGUCCCUUGAAAAAGGUUCCCAGCAUUCUUGUGUGAUGGGUUAUACUUACUUCACUACCAGUGUUGUCAUUGUGAUUUCUAUUUGAGGUGUCUGGUGACUUGUGUUCUCUGUGCUUUUCUCCCUUACUUUUUGCUUGAGUCACUCUUGAGUUUGUCUUUGCUCAACUGAAACCUUGUUAUCGCCAUAUCCAAACAUUGCCUCUCCAAGUCCGGCCGCCAUCGAUCGAGGAAUGAUGUGUAUAUUGCUGUUGACCCAGUCUGCGUGUCCUGAUGGGUGAUGGGUUGGGUUUUUUUUUUUUAAUUUUGUUUUGUUUUGUUUUGUUUUUGGGUGGGAGGAGGAGGGGCAAACAGACGGUUUCAAGGACAGCUGCAAAGUGGUGUUGGAAUCCAAGCUGUUGUGAAGGGGAAAAAAAAUUGUAUUGCACCUUGGACUGUCAAAGGGAGGGAACAGAAAUAAAUUAUCUUUUAA